ACUUCUGGGGUGAGGUUUGACGUGCAAUGAAAUUAAAUCCGUAUGAUCCAGGAUAUUAUACAUGGCUCAAUUGUAAUGCAUCAAGUCGAACUCAAUACAAUCUGUUCAAACAUUGAGAGAAGAAACGGAUAUAUCUCAGUAAUUAUUUCGGCACUUUGUUUGAUAAUUCGAGCACAACACAGGUCUUGAUUCUUAUCAUGGAUCCGGAAACAUGUCAAGCACUAGCAGAUAGUUAUAUGAAUGAAGUCCAAGAUAAGCUAAAAAAGUAUGACGUCCUACGCGAUUUGGAUAUUUUCGUUUUGGACAACUCGAUUCGUGAGAGUACAGUUGGUCAACUGAAGGGACAUACUUUGGAAGAUAAAUGGGCAAUCUACAAUACAUCGAAGAAAUGCGGCUUCAAAAACAUCAUCGUGGCCAGUUUUAACCAUAUGACCCGUGUCGAUGACGUUUUUAUGAAAGAGCUGAUAGCAGAAGGCGAGGACCCAGAGACACUUUGGGCUUUCUCCGAAAUCACGGAAAGCAUCACGAAAAAGGUCCCUGACACAGAGAAGUUGCCAGUCGGACUACGCAAGAUGCAAUCUGCUGGUUUGCGAAACGUCAUUUUUGAGUUUGACCUUGGUGACUCUACCUAUGACUUCGACAAGUUUACGGUCGAUCAACUGUGCGCUCUCCUUGAGAAGUUAGUACGGUGGUGCUUUGAAAACCUCGGCGACAGGCCUAAAAUUGUGUUUAAUAUACGUGAUCUUCCUGACGCCAUGUCCGGGGACGCCGAUCGUGUUUUCAGGGUGGUGUCAUUUCUUUCAAACCUACCGGAGGAGAUCAAGUUGUUUGGGUUGAUUUUUGAGGAGCCGCGUGGAAAGUCUUUGCCGGAAGAAUGUGGUACUUGGGCCAAGUAUAUUCGAAAGGUUAUGGACGACGCAGAAUGGAAAGGACACCUUCUUGUUCAUGUGCAUGAAAAGUUUGGAUACCUCGACGCAACUGCCCUCGAGGUGCUGAUGAACGGGGCUGACGGAAUAUGGGCGAGCGUCUGUAAAGAGGGAGCGGCGAUGGGGAACGCGUCAUCCUGUGUGACUCUCAUGAAUCUCGUUCGACUGGGUAACAAAAAGGUCCUUAAGCGUUACAACUGUGCCUAUCUCCGCCAAGCCGCAAUUAUCACGACGGAACUCAGCACAGGAAAACCACCGCAUAAGAAUCAACCUAUAUACGGCGCGCGGGCUUUGGAUUUCGUUUUUGAUUUGGGUAAGGAGGAGUUUGACCUUGCAAGCUUCUUUGGAGAGACGGCCCCUGUUCGGAUCACAACUCUUUCUUCGCCUGAGAUGAUUCGCUUACGUCUUGUGAAUUUGUUUGGUGAAGAUGAAAGUUUCACGGUUGAUCAAGCAUACAAAAUGAAAGAACACAUGCUCGAAGAUUUAAGAAGUGGAAGAAAGGAAGAAUACAUGAGCAAAGUUGGACUUGCGGUCCUCUUUGAUCGCUCUGGAGGUAAAAUAACAGCUGCAAUGAGGGAUGCAAUAGAAUCAGACACCCUUCUUACACCACAUGCCCAGAAUCUCCUUACGGAGAUCCGCGAACGCUGGGACGAGUGGGACUUUAGGGAGGAAGGAGUGGACAGAGGGGACAACAUGUUACUCUUUGAUUCGUUUUACAAUGCGUUCAUGGCGCCCUAUUUCUCUUGCUACCGUUGUAACGACACCAAGAAAGCGUUGCAGUGUCUGGACAUGGACUGUGAUGGGCAGGUGGACUGGUCAGAAUUCCUCGUGUAUCUUAAAUGGGCGCUUCACCAGUACCCCGACGUCAGAGACUCCUACGAGCUUGUAGAUGUCGCCUUUCGGAAGGGACUCAUUCCCGCCUUGAGGGACGAAUUUCUGCGGCAGCAGGAGGAGAAACAGGACUGCAGAUUGAUUUAAACAAAAACAUUUUGAGCAGGAAAACGAAUCGAAUGUAACCGGUCAUGAGACAUGUCAUAUUCUGUAGUCAGCUUCAAAGACUAUGCUUGCGUAUUUUUAUAGGAAGUGAACACUAUUGAAGUUGGUGUAAAAAUGACUUCAUGAAUUUACUUAUAGACUUGUCUAGAUAUUGCUUUACAUAUUUUAUUCAGAUAUCGGUUUAUCAUACACUUUGUAUUUGCUUAAUUUGUUGUUAGAUAAUAUCAAUGCUCUUUAUGUGAUUGUAUCUAUAUAUAAAGGGCUUGCGUUCCACUCACAUUACCUCGGCUUAUUCUAGAAGUCAUCAACUGGGUUUAAGGAACCCGUUAUACAUAUGAGAUGUUCAUUUUAUCGCACCAUUUGCGAUCAUGUAACAUCUUGAUGCCGGGUGACUCAAUAUAGUGCUGAUAUCAUUUUUUUUCUUUAUAACCGGUAUACAAAAUUGAGGACCGAAGAUACAUUUAAGAUAAAGUUAAUCGAGGUUAUAUUUUUGUUUUAUAUUUCGAAUGAAGUCGGACGUGAGCUGCUCUAUUCCGGAAUUUUUCAAGGCAAAUAAAUUUUGUUUGUAGUAUUAUUUCCGUUACAAUUUUUUCAUAUUUCUUAUCUGCACAUAAAAUCCCUCAACUGAUAGCAAACUCAUAUGGGGUCAUCAGACACCCCAAAUUCACAUCCUUGUACAUUGAAUACCUUAAUUAUGACGUAAUGGGCACCUGCAAGUAGUUAAACAAUAUGGCUGUUUUGUAUUUAGCUCUUCAGAGAAAGUAAAGGUUUGUCUUCGGGUGGUAUUCUUUACACGGCUGGUUUUUAAUAUACGUCUUAGUUGGAUCUAACAACGAUGUAGCGAAUCGGAUUACUUGUUAUUAAUAACUGACCAAUAGAGUGAAUGAAGUCAAUAAUGUAUGACCCUAAGAUUAACUUAAGUAGCAUAUUGAAUACAUGCACCCCUGAUCUUGAUUGGAUCGAAGAACAAUGUAGUUAAUUGAAUUCCACCCUUCAUUAAUUCUGUUUUGUUAUUUGAAUUUCUCUUGGUUACCUUCUAAUUAUGUUUACAACAAUGUAAUGUGUUUCACUCUCUCUUGCCGAUGCCGUCACUUUGAAUGAUGUUUAAGCACUAAGCAAUAAAUGAAACGAUAUUUGACAAUAGUUAUGUGGAAAAAGAUAUCAGAGAUAUAUAGUAUUUGAUGUCAUUGGGCAACACUUUAAAAAUAUAUGUUUCCUUGCAAAGAACCCUUUAUCGCCGUGCAAAUCCAUGUAAACACGGUCUUGCCGAACCGGUUAUUUACAAUGCUUGGUACAAAUGGAUAUAUAUAUAUAUAUAUAUGUUAUAUAAAAUCAAACAAGUCGUUAGAUAUGCCAUAUUCUGUAUUGUUCUUUCAAGUAAAUAUUUUCGUAUAAUUGUGUAUUUUGUAACUAGCGAACAUUAUUAGUAAAAUUGACUUUCUGUGUUUACUUGUAGACUUGCAUCUUGCUUUGCAUAAUUCGUUAUCGGUGUCGGUUUUCUAUACACUUUGUAUUUACUUUGUAUUUACUACAUUUCCUUGAAAUAUUAUAUAUAGUUGGAGAUCA
Molecule: messenger RNA, 3488 nt
Organism: Mya arenaria
Lineage: Eukaryota; Metazoa; Mollusca; Bivalvia; Myida; Myidae
Exons: 6
Coding region: 198-1904 (568 amino acids)
Molecular function (GO): calcium ion binding
Source: RefSeq, a predicted model, not a curated record